Messenger RNA from Cyprinodon tularosa, 3421 nucleotides. RefSeq names its product zinc finger protein 346 (gene znf346). Gene Ontology annotation, molecular function: zinc ion binding; nucleic acid binding. The coding region runs from base 7 to 1047 and encodes 346 amino acids. The transcript is spliced from 7 exons. The record is from RefSeq and is a predicted model, not a curated record. NCBI's taxonomy places the organism in Eukaryota, Metazoa, Chordata, Actinopteri, Cyprinodontiformes, Cyprinodontidae.
UUCUCAAUGCCUUCAGUGUAUCCAUGUGCGCAUGCGCAGUUGAACGGUGAUGCUGUGUGUGGAAAAAACAUGGCGAAGGAAAUGCAGACCAACAGUUUUCCUAUCUUACCUUCAGGACCGGCGGAGGUAGAUAAAAUGAUCCAGGAUCGAAGUGACCUAUUUUCUGACUCGCAGUGCAAAGUCUGCAACGCUGUCCUGAUUUCUCAGUCUCAGAAGUUGACUCAUUAUCAGAGCAAGAAACAUGCCAACAAAGUGCGCCGUUUCCUGUCCCUUGAUAAUGAGAACGGCAAUGCUGUCAAGAAGCCCAAAACGUCUAACAAUGAUUGUAACAACGGAGACACAGACAGGACGAAGGCGUGUCACCUGUGUAACAUGACCUUCACCUCUCCUGUUAUGGCCGAGUCACAUUAUCAGGGCAAAUUUCAUGCGAAGAGGCUGAAAAUGAAAGCCGUUGAAUCACAGACUCCAGACGCCUCUCAGACAGGACAGCCGGCAGAGAAACCCGCUGACAAUUCAGCUGCUGUCCCUGAAUCUGACAUCAACAACCCAGAUCGCUUCUGCUCCACCUGCAAGGCCUCCUUCAACAACCCGCUCAUGGCCCAGCAGCACUACGCGGGCAAGAAGCAUAAAAAACACAUGACCAGGCUAAAGCUGAUAGAGACAUACGGACCCUCCACUGCACCAGCUUCAACGCUAAAUGGUUAUCCGUGCACCAUCUGCAACAUAGUGCUCAACUCUGUCGAACAAUAUCAGUCUCAUAUCAGCGGGGCCCGACACAAGACCCAAAUGAAGAAAACUGGUCAGAAGCCUGGAGAGGACCAACCCUCAGCUAUGGAAUCACAAGGCGGCAGUAACCAGUAUGCUGAGGUUGAUGACCAAUGCACUCGUGGGGAUGAUGAAUACCCACCUGGAGACGAUCAUUAUGAACCUCCAGGGGAGCAGUAUGCGGCUGAGGAAGACGGUUAUGAUGGAGGGGAUCGCCAGUUUGGCAAUCAUCAGUACACUCCAGAGUUCUCUGCUUUUUCGGAGCAGUUCCAGUAUACCUGAGGCUGGACUGGGAUUGAACUGGAGACAGAUUCUGUCCACACAGCCCCCCUUUAACUCAUUAACAGAGCAUCAGCCCUCCCGCUCCUCACUCUCUCUCUCUCAUAAAACUCCUGUUUGACUCUCAGUAGUGUUUGCAGUUGUGUAAACCUCAGUUUGGAUUGUGACGCACCCCAUCGUACGAUCUGUACCUCGUUUUAUCUUUCGUUUUGCAUUUAAUGAAAUAAAAGUCUUGAGUCUUUAAAAUAUUGACAUUAAGCCUUGCAGCGUGUGAAGAGAGGAUUCAGCUGUGAUCCAGAUGCACGUGUCCAGCUUUGCUGCUGUUACGCAUCCACACUAUGAAAAGACUUAAGGUAGUUUAAACAGUUUUAUUUAUUUUUGUUUUAGGAACAUGUUAAAGAUGUCAAUGUGGUUCACAUGGUCUUCACACAACAACCAGACAAGACGAGAACAGAUGGCAAAGCAUGGGAGAGCUUAGCAACACUUAGCUGGUAGUGAGUGAAACAUGUGACUGGGAUAUUCCUCAAACAUCAUUAUAAGAAAAGAGGAGAAAGCAGCACCUGAUUUAAACGGGUUCCUCAGAUUUUAACAAGUGGGUGUUUAUUGCUUGGAAUUGAGCAGUCAAUAUCUUACCAUCAGUAGAUAUUCAGGCUGAUGACCAGCGAAAAACAAAACAGAGUUUUUCCUUUUUUGAGGGUUAUUUUAAACCCUGACUCUCAUUGUAAAGGAUGUUGAAACAACUAUAAACUAGGUGGGAAGUUUACCUGUUUGUAAAGAUUUACCUAUGAAGCACAGAUGUUUUUAACAUUAGUGUUUGUUAUGAGAAGUGAGCAGUUUUCCAGACACAAUUGUUCUUUCCAUAUUUUUUAAUGUCUGUUAUGGAUACACAGAGUGUAAAGGCCCUGGAAUAGAUCCUACCAAACGAUACCUUAUGGUUGAAUGGAAAUCCCUCUUAACUAGCGCCUAGCUGUUCAGCUCUUCUGUUUCAUCAGUGCUGGGAAACUGAUAUACUACAAAUAUUGACUACUGAUAGCCUCCCAGCAUUACUGUGCUUUAAAUGAUCUGAGCUAUACUUUUUAAAGAAUGGACUACUCUACAUAAGUUUCAGAACCUCGUUAUGCAGCUAAAUGUAAAUUAAGCUUGAAAUCCCAGAUGUGAAAAUGCCGAAUCAAACUCUGCCGGAUCCGAGACACGCUAAGAGUAAGCUCUGAAUUAUGACCUCAGAUACACCAGCAAACAGGCUCAGUUACCACGGUCCUGCUCCACACGUCUUUUUGCAGCUUGACUGCUUACCUCACAGCCUAAAUGCUAACCAGUUACUUAUUAAGGGUCCGUAAAAUUGGUACCAUUGUGAAUCGUUAUUUGAAAAACUUAAUUAAAGCAAGAAAAAAAGGUAUUUGAACACCCUGCUAUUUUGCAAGUUCUCCCACUUCUGUCAUCGUAGGUGCAAGUCCACUGUGAGAAACAUAAUCAAAAAAGAUUUCCAGAAAUCACAAUGUAUUUUUUUGUUACUAUUUGUUAGAAUAUAUCCAACCAGCUUUAAAACUACACAUCAGUCCUCCUGUAGUUGUCUAUUUAUACUGAAUGUAUUGAAAAUACUCCCCAGUCCUGCUCUGCCUCCUGAGAUAUUGCUCAAAGAACUGCAGCUGAAUUUCUUCUACUUUAACCGUUUACAUUAGAUCUAGUUUACUUCAGUUUUUUAUUUAAAACAUGUUGGUCCAGUAAUUCAUCAGGUAAUACAGGCUCGCUUAGCUAGAUUUGAUUUAAUUUUUGUGCCCUGGUUUCAACCUGGUGCUUCUGUUUGCUGUUCUUAAUAGUUAAAGGUCGUACUGUAAAAUGUCCUAAUAAACAUUUUUCCCAAUUAAGCCUCUUUAAGAAACAUUAAAACCUAAGCUGUUCAUUGAUUAGAUUGUGUAAUCCCUUUUUUUUAAGAAGAUUUUUUUUGUGUGUGACAGAAGUUAUCUGUAUUUGAUGAGACUGGCUCAUUAAAAGCUUGUUGCAUGAAAACUGAGUUUUUCUCAUCCUAAUUUUGAAGGAUUUAUUACUUUCUCCCCGAGACGCUUACCAGGGUCCUAACUGCUGAGGAUUUACACUAUUGCCACCAUAAGAAAUGAUGUCAAAGUGAACGGUGAUGUCAAAACUGAACUUUUUGUCAGGUUUUUUUAAGACGGUCUACGAAAUAUUUUAGAAUUGAGUGGUUUUUGUCUAAUUUUUUUUUAUUAGUGGUUUCAGAGGGCUCAUGCGUAUUGUUCAGACCAUGUAUGAAAGAUAAACGGCAUUUCUGUUUUCAUCCUAUGUUUUUUGUGAUUUAGAGAUACUGUACGUAUGUUAUGUAUUAAAAGAUUGUACAAAGGCCGUGCAUAAAGAAAUGUUUUAC